UAAAAAAUUACUGAAGAAAAAAACAAUAUAAAAGAAAAGCAAACAAAAAAUUGGGUGUGAUUAUAAUUGUGGAAAUGAAAAGUCAGACGAGCACUGUGGGGUGUUGUUCGUUCGCUUGCUGUUCUUCUUCGUGAUUUCUUCUUCUCCUUUUUAUUUCUUUUAAUAUAUUUUUUUGUAUAUUUCACCUCUAAAACAAAAAGAAAAGAAAAUGAUUCUCGGAUUUAUUAAUGAUCUUGUCGAUAUUGCUCAACGUUUAAUGUUUAUGAUUUUUAUUUGUAAAAUCCCCAAUCACAUUCCUAGUAGUAGUAGUAGAAACCGUAGAGAAAGAGAGAGAGAGAGAGAAAAGUUUUUUAUUUUGUUUUUCUUUUUGAGUUGAUUAUUAUUCUUCUUUACUUCUCUUUUUCGUCAAACCAAAACAAUCCAACGGUGUUCGUGUUCUUCAUCAUCUCCUCAAAGAAGAAAGAACAAUCCUUUCGUUUAAUCUCAUAUCUUCAUCACCAGUCUUCUCAAGCUUUUGUUUUGAUCCCUUCUGUUCAAAAAUGGAAGAUGGGUCUGAAGGAGACAAGAACAAAACACCUGAAGGUGCUGCUGCUACUGAGAGUAAGAGUAAACGUAAAAUGAAAACAGCUGCUCAGCUUGAAGUUCUUGAAAACACCUACAAAGCUGAGCCGUAUCCUUCGGAAGCUCUAAGAGCGGAUCUCUCAGUUCAGCUGAAUCUCUCCGACAGGCAGUUACAGAUGUGGUUCUGUCACCGCCGUCUUAAAGACAGGAAGUCUUCAACUCCGACCAAACGCCAGCGUAAAGAGUCCACACCUUCGGCGGCUGAGUCAUCAAAACAGGCCGCCGCCGUCAAUGCCGCUGAUUUGGUGGCGGGAAAUGAGCAUAACUCGUUUCCUCACGAGCUUGAUUCCAGAAGAACCGCUCGAGGCGGUGGUGGUGUAACGGUGGUUAGGCGGUUCAAUGAACCGUCUCCGUCUGAGGUUAGAGCCAUUGGUUACGUGGAAGCUCAGUUGGGAGAGCGUCUGAGAGAAGACGGACCCAUUCUUGGAAUGGAGUUUGAUCCUUUACCUCCUGGUGCAUUUGGGACCCCUAUAGAGAUGCCAACCCAUCGAAAGGCAGCGACUAGGCCGGCUUUUGAGACCAACUUAUAUGUCCGGUCCGAUGUAAAGCCUCUUAAAGAAUCUGUGAGGACUAUUCGUGAGUAUCAGUUCCUUCCGGAGCAACCAUCUUCAAGGACUGAUCAUUCCGAAAGAGCUUCUCCGGCGUCGCAUCAUUAUGGAGUUCCACUUGAUGCUUCGGUGGUUAUGAGGGCUUCAUCAGUCUCUGGGGGACAUCGGGAUGACUAUAAAGUUUCGCCACAGAUACCAAAUUUAAACCUUUCAGCUCAUCACGUCAAACCAGGGCACGUCUUGGGCGAAUACGACUCACCGUACCAGAAGAGCUACGUGGAUCCUGCUCUACAUGGAAACAAGGAUCCUUUUGUGAAGUCCGAGAGAGAAGUUGGUAUUGAUGAUGAUGAGGAUGAUGGUGAUGGUGAUGAUGAUGAUGAUGAUGUUCUCCUGCAACUGGAGAGAAAACGCAAGAGUGAAGAAGCAAGAAUAGCUCGGGAAGUGGAGGCUCAUGAGAAGAGAAUCCGAAAAGAGCUUGAGAGACAAGAUAUGCUGAGACGAAAGAGAGAGGAGCAAGUAAGGAAAGAAAUGGAGAGGCAAGACCGUGAAAGACGGAAAGAGGAAGAACGGCUUUUACGUGAAAGGCAGAGAGAGGAAGAGAGGUACCUCAAAGAGCAGAUGAAAGAGAUGCAGCGAAGAGAGAAGUUCUUGAAGAAAGAAACAAUCAGGGCUGAGAAGAUGCGACAAAAAGAAGAGAUGCGUAGGGUGAAAGAGAUUGCAAGGCUUAAAGCUGCUAACGAGAGGGCAAUGGCUCGUAAGAUUGCUAAGGAAUCAAUGGAACUUAUUGAAGACGAACGCUUAGAACUCAUGGAGGUGGCUGCGUUAUCCCUAGGAUUGCCUUCAAUGAUCGCACUCGACUUUGAGACUCUACAGAACCUCGAUGCAUAUAGAGAUAAGCAGGUGACAUUUCCACCAACAUCUGUAGAUUUGAAAAAGCCUUUUGCUGUGAAACCAUGGAAUGGUUCUGAUGAGAAUAUUGCUAAUCUUCUUAUGGUGUGGAGAUUCUUAAUCAAUUUCGCGGAUGUUCUUGGCCUUUGGCCAUUUACUCUGGAUGAGUUUACUCAAGCAUUCCAUGACCAUGACCCACGACUCAUGGGAGAGAUACACAUUGUUCUUUUGAAGACUAUAAUCAAAGAUAUUGAAGGUGUUGCAAGAACACUCUCAGUCGGCGUCGGAGCAAACCAGAACGCUGCAGCUAAUCCCGGAGGGGGUCAUCCUCAUGUCGUAGAGGGUGCAUAUGCGUGGGGGUUUGACAUACGCAGCUGGAGAAAAAACUUGAAUGUUUUUACUUGGCCUGAGAUCUUGAGGCAACUCGCUCUCUCUGCCGGGUUUGGACCGGAACUUAAGAAACAAGACAUAAAAACCAUGUCUGUUCACGAUGAAAACGAGGCCAACAACUCUGAAAACGUGAUAUUCAACUUAAGGAUAGGAGCAGCAGCCGAGAAUGCUUUUGCCAAGAUGCAAGAAAAGGGUCUUUCUAAUCCGCGACGUUCACGGCAUCGUUUGACUCCAGGCACAGUUAAAUUCGCUGCCUUCCACGUCCUGUCUAUUGAGGGUGAAAAGGGUUUGACAAUCCUCGAGGUUGCAGAGAAGAUUCAGAAAUCAGGAUUGAGGGAUCUAACUACGAGCAGGACACCGGAAGCCUCGGUUGCUGCUGCGUUGUCUCGAGAUACAAAACUAUUCGAGAGGGUGGCUCCUUCUACGUACUGUGUGCGUCCUUCAUAUAGAAAAGACGCAGGUGAUGCCGAGACUAUAUUCGCUGAAGCGAGGGAGAGAAUACGCAUGUUCAAGAGCGGUGUUACCGAUGUGGAAGAUGUUGAUGAAGCUGAGAGAGAAGAAGAUUCCGAAAGCGAUGUAGGAGAUGAUCCAGAGGUUGAUUUGAACCUCAAAAAGGAAGAUCUUGGUGCUCUGGAGGAGAUAGGAAAGUUAACCGGUGUAGAACCCUCGUUGGAAAAUGGGAAACUGGAAACAGAACCGGAGGCAAACCCUCUUACUCCCUCUCUCCCUGAGGAAUCUACAAAAGAUGAGAAAAUAGAUGACAUCUUACCGGAUCAACAGGAUGCAGUGGCUAAUGAUGGUGACUGUUUUGACGUGAGCAAACUUGGAGAACAAUGGGUGCAAGGACUCGUAGAAGGAGAUUAUUCGAGUCUCAGCAUCGAGGAACGCUUAAGCGCACUUGUCGCUCUGAUUGGUAUUGCAAUCGAAGGAAACACAAUCCGAAUCUCCCUUGAGGAACGUUUGGAAGUUGCGAGUGCGUUAAAGAAACAAAUGUGGAGUGAAGUUCAACUCGACAAACGAUGGAAAGAAGAGUCUUUGAUCCGUGCAAAUUACCUCUCAUACCCAACACCGAAGAUUCAAGAAAGCCCAUCAGCGGAUGUGACACCAAUCUCCUCACAGGACCCGUUGAGUCUUCCACAGAUCGAUGUCGCAGGACCAAGCUUGCAGUCGCAAGAGAACGUUGCUGGAAUGGAGAAUUUGCAGUAUCAUCAUCAGCAGCAGCAGAGUUACACAGCGGACCGAGAAAGGCUACGUGCAGAGUUGAAAGCCUACGUUGGAUAUAAAGCUGAAGAGCUAUAUGUAUACAGGUCACUUCCGCUCGGUCUAGAUCGAAGACGCAACCGUUAUUGGCGGUUUUCAGCAUCCGCCUCUCGGAACGAUCCUGGUUGUGGUAGGAUUUUCGUUGAGCUUCAGGAUGGUCGAUGGAGACUCAUUGAUUCAGAAGUGGGUUUUGACUGUUUGGUGAAGUCACUAGAUGUCCGUGGUGUACGUGAAUCACAUCUGCAUUUCAUGUUGCUAAAGAUGGAAGCUUCUUUUAAAGAAGCAGUGAGGAGGAAUGUGGAGACGAGUACCGGAUUAGACUUGGAUUCUGAUACUGCGGACAUCUUGUCAACGUUUAAGAUAGAGCUAGGGGAUGGUGAGAGAUGCGGAGUGUUGCAACGGUUCCAGAGUUUUGAGAGAUGGAUGUGGGAUAAUAUGCUUCAUCCUGGUGCGUUAUCCGCGCUUAAGUACGGUGCUAAGAAGAGCACUACGCUUUUCCACAUUUGCAGAAGCUGUGGGGAACUGCACUUUGCAGUGGAUGUUUGCUGCCCUGGUUGUGGUCAGGUGAUGAUGAGUGGUGGUUUGGAUGUUAAUGAACUGUGUUUUGCUGACCAAGUGGCUCGACUCGGAGAAGAUACUGGAUUUAUAUUGCGUGGCUCGCACCUGUCUCCUCUCAGGAUAAGACUACUCAAGAUUCAGUUAGCACUUGUUGAAGCUUCUCUUCCACCCGAAGGACUUCAAACUCAUUGGACAGAGAGUCUCAGAAAAACUUGGGGUCUUAAGCUGUUGUUAUCAAGUUCCCCUGAAGAACUUCAUCAGGUUCUGACGAUGUUGGAGGUCGCGCUAAAGAGAGACUUCCUGUCUUCAAACUUUGAAACAACUUGUGAACUAUUGGAUUUAUCAGAAGAAGCUCUUCUCAGAGAUGUUAAAGUACUACCGUGGACACCGAAGACCACGGGAGGUGUAGCUUUGAGACUCUUUGAACUCGACAGCUCCAUUGCUUACACACCUGAUCAAAACAAGGAUCCUCAAAAGGACAAAGAAUCUGAAGAUUUUGUCGGUUUGGAGACGAAUUUUCUGAGGAAUGUUCAAGAAACUGACGUAAUCGAGGCUACUCCGGUGCAAGUUGCAUACGCUCAGGAAGACACGGAGCCGGGUUUAGGUAGAGGUCGACCACCACGAGGACGUGGCCGGCCUCGUUCCCAACGUGGCAAGAAACCAUCACCGGCUUCUGGUAAACCACCACGAGGUGCAGCAAACUCAAAUGGCGAACCGAUGUUGAGGCCGAGAGCUCAACCGCGUGGGGGUAGGAAGAAAGGACGACGCAGCAGCGGCACGAGAACAAGACCGACGAAAGGAACGCUGGGUAUAUCCAAUGAGGUAGUAGGAGUAGGAGGAGGAGGAGGAGGAGGAGGACGUCGGGGUAAGGAAGUUAAUGUAAAUGCCAAAACCAAUCUUCACGGUUGGGUCGAAACGCCUGAUGAUGAUGGAGAAGCUAGCAGCUCGGGCAGAUCGUUUCAGUAUGAUGAUGAUGUCAUGGCUCCGGUUGAUGACUUUGGGGAAUCGAGUAAAUUAGUAGGUAGAGGUGAGUUUAGCUUACAUAGUGAUGAUGAGUACGAAGAAGAAGAAGAAGAAGAAGAAGAAGAAGACAUGGACACGAAAAUGAACGUUGAUGAUGAAGAUGAAGAUUACAUAAACGAGGAGGAUUCUGAUGGUGGUAGAGAGCAGGCGUCGGAGAUGAUAAGCAUGGAAGCAGCAGCUUCUCAGAGAAGGUUUCCGUUUGAAGAUCCUGAUCUUACAUCUUCGUCUUCCUCUGAUUUUCAGUGACUAAUUAAGAGACAGGAAACUAGUCAACGUGUCUUUUUGUUUGUUGUAUUCUUCCACAAGGUUUCUUAGUUUAAACAUUUAUCAUUAACCCUUUUUCAAGAAAAUGUAACAUCAGUGUGAUUGAUCUCUU
Messenger RNA from Brassica oleracea var. oleracea, 5664 nucleotides. RefSeq lists its product as uncharacterized. Gene Ontology annotation, biological process: regulation of transcription by RNA polymerase II. The record is from RefSeq and is a predicted model, not a curated record. The transcript has 19 exons. NCBI's taxonomy places the organism in Eukaryota, Viridiplantae, Streptophyta, Magnoliopsida, Brassicales, Brassicaceae. Bases 540 to 5534 code for a protein of 1664 amino acids. Gene Ontology annotation, molecular function: DNA binding.